UAAGGUUGGGUUGUUGAUUAAUAUGACUUGGCUCAGGUGCAAAACAUGGUGUAAACUCAGCAAGUUAAAUAAACUUAGUAUAUUUACCGACAAUGGAUUGAUGAAUUCAUUCACAGUCUGAUUCACUGAGUUAUACCUAAUAAACUGGCCACUCGGUUUACAUACUGUACAUUUGCGCUGAGGUUUCAGGUUAUAUUUUAUACUUUUAAUUCUGCACAAACUUAUGCUGUAGAGAGAAAUAUUAACAUUAAUGAAUAAGAUACAAAUGAUGUAAUUUGAUCAUCUUAAGGCAGCAAAUCCAAUCUCACCGGAAAAAAUUACAUACGCCAAAUAAAAGAAUAAAAAUUCAAAACUUUAGCAAGGUUUGCAGGUGUAUGCUAGUUGAUCAAGUGACCUGAUGUCAUAAAUCAGAUCUGUAACCUAUCUAGUGUGUAUCCUGUGUGCAGGUGUAGUGGUGUGUGUGUGUGUGUGUAUAUGUGUGUUUGUGAUCGAGAUGGAGACAAACCUUCGGAAAACCCAAUCUCUGAGGUGUGUUGCCACUGAGCACACUCUGUCCUGGACGGAGGCAGGACUAAGAGACAGGAGGAAGUCCGUCUCGCAGCUUGUGGCAGAAUAUCAGAAUGCAGUUACAGGAAAAGCAAAAGCAGGGGAUUCAGUGGAAAACAAGCAAAAGCAGACCCUCCAGUUUGCUGCCAUCCCCAUCACAGAGACCGAGUCUAAACUGGAGGCUCUGAUCCAGAGGAGCACUAAAGAAAGACCAUAUUCUUGGGCUGAUCGUAGCACCAGCACUCAUCUCACACGCAGUAAGUCGAUGGAGGUUCUUCCUCGCCAAAGAACCAUAAGCACAAGCGCUCUCAGAGAACUCUUUGAGACAAAGGUUGCCAUGAAGCCCAAGAGUGUUCACAAACCAAAGAGUACUGACAAGCCACAAAGCGCCCCAGUUACACAGAACGCUGGGAUCAAUCAUAAAAGCACCGAGGAUCUGCUGGUGUUUAUAGAAGCAAACGGCAUUAAGAACCAUGAGAAAUCAGUUGAACCACCAAAAGAGGAAGAGGUGAAUGUGACACCAAAGGUGUUGAGAGCUCCCCGGGUGGAACGAAGAAAAACCUCAACAGGAGUAUAUACUGAAAGAAUCGUUCCUCAAAGAGACGAUAAACGGGAAUCAAUCGCAGACUUCCGAGACAGCUCCGCUCUGUAUGGACAGGAGAAGUUCCCUAUUUCUGUUAAAGCCAUCUCCGCAUUAUAUCUGUCGAAAGUGGCAGCUGCAGAUCCGACUGGGAACCUUUUAAAACCAGUUUGUACUUGUUUCUGUUCUUCUGCUCCAUUUGUUAAACCAGAGAAACAAGAUUGUACUUCUCCAACCACUCAAAAAGUUUGCAAGUUUCAGCCGGUUGUUCAGGACAGGUGCACUGCAUGCCUAAAACCAGUUUACUCCAUGGAGAAAAUAGCAGCAGAUAAAUAUGUUUUCCACAAAAACUGUUUCUGCUGCAAGCACUGCAACCAAAAACUCAGUCUGCGUAACUACACCACCCACUAUGGAGAAUUCUACUGCGUGUUUCACUACCAGCAGCUCUUUAGAAAGAACGGCAACUAUGAUGAAGGCUUUGGCCACGAGCAGCACAAGAAACGCUGGCUGCUGAGCACAACAAACAACACCGACCUCUUAUAAAUCGAGUAGGUUAUGAGACGGACGGUUAUAACAGCUCUGAAGUACAAAACUGGCGAUGAAUGACAUCUCAAGAGAAUGUUGGAGCCUCUUAAAGUCUGCUUUGCUCUGAAACUAAAGCUAAAUUUCUUCAUUUCUUUUUAAAAAUCAUGUAUUUCAGGUCUGCUGUAUUUUUAUACACCAAUUUUAGAGAGUUAUAGUGUCUAAGUAUUCCCUCGCCAUAUAACCCCAAUAAAAGCCAUUUCUGUUGUAGGCUGUAACAAUGCAAAUUGUGAAAAAGUUCAAAAGGGGUGU
Ictalurus furcatus (blue catfish) is the source of this 1960-nucleotide messenger RNA. RefSeq names its product LIM domain and actin-binding protein 1. Gene Ontology annotation, biological process: actin filament bundle assembly. The record is from RefSeq and is a predicted model, not a curated record. Gene Ontology annotation, cellular component: plasma membrane; actin cytoskeleton. The coding region runs from base 494 to 1669 and encodes 391 amino acids. Gene Ontology annotation, molecular function: actin filament binding. The transcript is spliced from 9 exons. Lineage: Eukaryota; Metazoa; Chordata; Actinopteri; Siluriformes; Ictaluridae.